Molecule: messenger RNA, 714 nt
Organism: Vollenhovia emeryi
Lineage: Eukaryota; Metazoa; Arthropoda; Insecta; Hymenoptera; Formicidae
Exons: 1
Coding region: 1-714 (237 amino acids)
Source: RefSeq, a predicted model, not a curated record
AUGUUCGAUGAGAUUCGAUAUGAACUUGACGGUGUGGAGAUUGAUCGUACCAGAAAUGUCGGAAUAACCAGCACGCUCAAGACCUAUGUCUCGACAUCAUUCGAUAAAAUGGUAUCUCUGAAGAAUGCCGGCUGGGAUGUGUCGAACAAUGGGAAGGGAGAUUUCAAUUUUUGCGUACCGCUCAGCAUGCUAUUGGGAUUCUAUGAAGAUUACAAACGCGUGGUGAUUAACGCUCGACACGAAUUGAUUUUAAUGCGAUCGCUCAACGACAACAAUUGUCUGUUUGGAGCUAUAGCACUGGAGCCGCAGCUUGAAAUAUUCAAGAUACAAUGGCGAAUGCCGCAUGUGCUGUUAAACGAGGUGAACAAGCUAUCGAUGCUGCGUGCUUUGGAAAGCGGACAAUACCUUAACAUGGGUUUUCGUUCAUGGGAUCUCUAUGAGUUUCCACUAUUGCAGCGGACGACUAAGCAUUCGUGGGCUAUUAAAACGGCUACUCAGCUCGAGAAGCCGCGGCAUGUUAUUUUCGCUCUGCAAACAAAUCGAAAGAAUAUCAUGUCUGAGAAUGUGAGUCAAUUCAAUCACUGCAAAUUGAGCAACGUAAAACUCUAUCUGAACUCGGAAUGUUAUCCAUAUGACGAUAUGAAUCUGGAUUUCGAUAAAAGCAUAUGGUCGAGUCUGUAUGAUGCGUUUUCACGAUUCCGGAAGAGCUAUUAG